This is a messenger RNA of Eptesicus fuscus (big brown bat), 1062 nucleotides long. It is a transcript of the gene C21H16orf78, whose product is annotated as chromosome 21 C16orf78 homolog. Lineage: Eukaryota; Metazoa; Chordata; Mammalia; Chiroptera; Vespertilionidae. The transcript has 5 exons. The record is from RefSeq and is a predicted model, not a curated record. The coding region runs from base 137 to 1030 and encodes 297 amino acids.
AAUAUCCCAGCAGCCAGGCCCUAACUCUGCCCUUUCUGUUCACACCCGGAAGCCAGGCCCUACCUUGGGUGUCACCCAGGCCAGCAGCUAGGGAAAGAGGGCUCCCCAGAGCGAGCCUGUGCCACCGUCUGACCCAAUGCAGCACCUAGGCUCCAUCAUACCCGAGAAGUCAGAGGACCCGAAGGACCUAAUGCCCACGGAGAGGAAGUCCAUGUGGAGGACGGCCGACGAGAGGCGGAUGUCUGACCUCACGCGGGUGAUGGAGUGGCUGGAGCGGCGGCGGGGGAAGAAGCUGUCGCUGGUGCAGGCACAGCUGCAGAAACAAGCGCAGGCGCAGGCGCAGCCACAGCCGCAGGCCCAGCCGCAGCCGCAGGCGCCCAAGAGAGCCAGCAAGGUGCCAUGGGCGCCCCUGAAAGCAACUGGGAAGGAGGCCAAGAAAGUCAAAGUCACCUUGAAAAGGGCGAAAGAGAAAACCCGCCAAGUGACCUUCUCCGAGCAGGCCAAGCCGGGCCGGAGGGACGGGGACGCGUCCUCCUACCGCAGGCUCUACGGGGUGGAGCCCAAGGGGAAGCGCCUGAGCAUCGUGCCCGGCAACUACAGCAAGGAGAGCCUCGGCAAAUCCGUUUCAGAGCUGGAGAUGAAGGACUCGCUGGCCAUGGACACCACCCCGCGGCUGAUGUCCUUCCACCACCAGAGCAUGACGGACCCCACGCUGCAGGACACCAUCUUCGGCAGCCGGAAGUCCACCCUCCUGCGGGACUGGGUGGGCAAGCUGCCGGACACGGCGUACGAGCGCCGGCUGAAGAGCCUCAUGGAGAAGGGCGCGGAGCCCAAGGUGGAGAUGGUGAGGACCCUGAAGCCCGAGGAGGUGCUGAGCUGCCGGUACCUGCGGCUGUCCAAGAACAACAUCCGGACGCUGCUCAAGCUGUGCACGGACGCCGGGAUGGCGGUGGACAUCCACCCCCACAUGGUGGAGUCGGAGAUCGACGCCAAGAAGGUGUUCGCCCCGUACCCCACCGUGGCCCUCUAAGCCGCCCCUCCCCCCGCCCCACCCCACCCCCG